Sclerotinia sclerotiorum 1980 UF-70 is the source of this 165-nucleotide messenger RNA. RefSeq lists its product with no specific name. The record is from RefSeq and is a predicted model, not a curated record. NCBI's taxonomy places the organism in Eukaryota, Fungi, Ascomycota, Leotiomycetes, Helotiales, Sclerotiniaceae. The coding region runs from base 1 to 165 and encodes 54 amino acids. The transcript has a single exon.
AUGCCCUCCAAAGAGCCAAAGACCGCCGGAACACCACGCCUGCAAACUUUUGAAAAGAUUGCACGUCUCAACCCUGGUCUAAGGGUUCCCGGUACCUCCCCACAAAAUGGUACCGAGUGCCGACUGAAUGCCUUCUCAGCCGGUCUUACAGAGACUUGGCUCUGA